Messenger RNA from Hypanus sabinus (Atlantic stingray), 5448 nucleotides. Its product is annotated as liprin-alpha-1-like. Gene Ontology annotation, molecular function: protein binding. Gene Ontology annotation, cellular component: presynaptic active zone. The record is from RefSeq and is a predicted model, not a curated record. The coding region runs from base 491 to 4108 and encodes 1205 amino acids. The transcript is spliced from 28 exons. NCBI's taxonomy places the organism in Eukaryota, Metazoa, Chordata, Chondrichthyes, Myliobatiformes, Dasyatidae. Gene Ontology annotation, biological process: synapse organization.
CGCGCGCGGCGGGGGCUGCGUCUGGGUCGUGAGCGAGCACGCGCGCGCGCACACACAGACAUUUUGACGGGGUCGAGGACGUCCUCCAGGGAGCAACGAAAGGCACUGAGCGAGAGAGUUAAAGGAGCGGCGGUGACGGGGAUGUGAUUACAAUCGGAGUAGGACCACCCGGGCGACACCAAGCGAAGCCGGAGGAGGAGGAGGCGCCGACAGCGGCUUGUUUUAUUGCCCUGGAUCUCUCACUCGGUCCGCGGCUGACGGCGAUGAGCGCGGGGCCCGGAUCGGCCUGUGGCUGCCGCCGGCUCGGCUGACGGAGCGGGCGGGCUUGUUUUUUUUUCGCUUUCAAAACAGUUCCAUCCAUUACUUAAGUGUAUUUAUCGCCACACGUCCCCUCGCACUCAUCCCCACAGGAGAGGCCGGUGAGAGCCCGGGCCCUUCCCUGAGCAACACCCCCCCCCAAAAAAACACCCGCAGCCGGCCUCCACCCAAGAUGAUGUGUGAAGUGAUGCCGACCAUCAGCGAGGAUACGAUGAGCCCGCGGGGCUCGCAGUACGGCGCUGACACCGAGGCCAACUUCGAGCAGCUGAUGGUGAACAUGUUGGACGAGCGCGACAAGUUGCUGGAGAGCCUGCGGGAGGCGCAGGAGUCGCUAGCCCUGUGUCAGGCCAAGAUGCAGGAGGCUUUCCACGAGAGGGACUCGCUGCAGAGACAGCUCAACACCGCCUUACCUCAGGAGUUUGCAGCACUUACAAAAGAAUUAAAUGUAUGCAGAGAGCAUUUGCUGGAAAGAGAAGAAGAAAUUUCAGAACUGAAAGCAGAACGAAAUAACACCCGGCUCCUUUUAGAACACCUUGAAUGUCUUGUUUCCAGGCAUGAACGGUCACUCAGAAUGACUGUAGUGAAGAGACAAGCUCAAUCUCCAGCGGGUGUAUCUAGUGAAGUAGAAGUUCUUAAAGCACUCAAAUCAUUAUUUGAACACCACAAAGCUUUAGAUGAAAAGGUACGGGAACGGUUAAGAGUAGCACUUGAAAGAGUCAGUGCUUUAGAAGAAGAAAUUGUAAUUAGAGAGAAAGAGCUCUCCUUAAUUAAAGAGCAAAACUCCCAUCCGCCGAAGAAAAGCGUAACAGAUGCAUCUGAUGAAAAUCAUAGCGGCGAUAAUCUACCUAGCACAAACGGCGUGAGAUUUUCUAAUAGUUCUAUAAGUCACGAUGAAGAUUUGAUUAAAGUAAUAGAGCUUCAGGAAACAAUAGAUAAACAAAGCAAGGAGAACGGGCAGAUGAAGGAUCGACUGGCUGCUCUGUCUAGUAGGAUAUCAGAACUUGAAGAAGAUCUGGAUACAGCCCGUAAGGACUUAAUUAAGUCUGAGGAAAUGAACACUAAACUUCAGAGGGAUUUGCGUGAGGCCAUGGCUCAGAAAGAAGACAUGGAAGAAAGGAUAACAACACUUGAAAAACGCUACCUCAAUGCACAACGAGAAUCAACAUCUGUACAUGAUCUUAAUGAUAAACUUGAAAAUGAACUUGCCAAUAAAGAUGCCAUGUACUUACAGAGUGAAGAGAAGAACCGUCAGUUGCAAGAGCGGCUGGAACUAGCUGAGCAAAAACUACAGCAGACUCUCAGAAAAGCAGAAACACUACCAGAAGUAGAAGCAGAGUUGGCACAAAGAGUGGCUGCACUCUCAAAGGCGGAAGAAAGGCAUGGAAACAUUGAAGAAAGGUUACGGCAGUUGGAGGCACAGCUCGAAGAAAAGAAUCAAGAAUUGCAGCGAGCUCGUCAGAGAGAAAAGAUGAACGAAGAACAUAAUAAGCGCUUAUCAGACACUGUAGAUAAGCUACUGUCAGAGUCCAAUGAAAGACUUCAGCUGCAUCUAAAGGAAAGGAUGGCUGCAUUAGAGGAAAAGAAUUCCCUUAUUCGAGAGCUUGAAAAUACCAAGCAACUGAUUGAAGAAACACAUCAAGAGAAGAAUCAAUUGCUGGCUGAAAUUGAAAACUCACGGGCUGAAAAUGAUCAAUGGAGAGUAAAAGCAACUUCUUUUGCCGACCCUCUGCAUCACAGCAGGCCUCAUUUAAGCAGCUCGGAUUAUAGGUAUCCAUUAUCAACAGCAUCAGAAGGAGACUCCCAUCCAGACCCGUACAGCAGCACUUCAGUAUUGCGUAGAACUCAGAAGGGUCGCUUGGCAGCUUUACGAGAUGAGCCUUCAAAGGUCCAGACCCUGAAUGAACAAGAAUGGGAGCGGGCACAACAAGCCAGUGUCUUGGCAAAUGUGGCCCAGGCUUUUGAGAGUGAUCCUGAAGUGUCAGAUGCGGAAGAUGAUAGAGAGACAAUUUUCAGCUCUGUUGAUUUACUCUCACCCAGUGGUCAGGCUGAUGCCCAGACUUUGGCUAUGAUGCUUCAAGAACAGUUGGAUGCCAUCAAUAAUGAAAUAAGGCUCAUCCAGGAAGAAAAAGAGUCCACACAACAGAGGGCAGAAGAAAUUGAGAGCCGAGUGGGUAGUGGUAGCCUUGAUGGUCUGAAUCUUUGCCGAUACAGAGGAGGCACACUCCCUGCCUCAUUCACUGGCUCAUCACUUGCUGGUUCUUCACCGCCCGGCAGUGGGCACUCCACACCAAGACGAACCCCUAGAAGUGCCGCUCAUGACCUUGAUAGGCUCGGUGUCAUGACACUGAUGGCAAAAGAGGAUGGUCGAGAUGAUAAAACAACGAUAAGGUGUGAAACAUCACCACCUUCUACUCCAAGAUCCAUCAGAUUAGAUCGGAUUAGCCAAGGUGCCACUGUCAGCCAGGAGGAUAUACGGGAUAUAAGAAGUUCAACAGGAUCUCAGGAUGGUCAAACAAGCAAUCCCAGUAGCAGCAACAGCAGCCAGGAUUCUCUACACAAAGCUCCCAAAAAGAAAAGUAUAAAAUCUUCUAUUGGGCGACUCUUUGGUAAGAAAGAAAAGGGUCGGCUUGGACAGCCCGGCAAAGAUCCCACAGGGCAAGGUGGCAUACCUGAUAUGGAAACCUGUCCACAAGAUACCUUGGGACUCAGUAAACUUGGCCAAGCAGAAAAAGAUAGGAAAUUGAAAAAAAAUAACAAAUCAGGGACGGAAUUAUUGGAAGAAGCACGAAGGCAAGGGUUACCAUUUGCACUAUGGGAUGGUCCCACUGUGGUCGUAUGGUUGGAGCUUUGGGUUGGCAUGCCUGCUUGGUAUGUUGCAGCAUGUAGAGCCAACGUUAAAAGUGGUGCUAUCAUGUCGGCCUUAUCAGAUACCGAAAUACAGCGAGAGAUUGGCAUCAGUAAUCCUCUUCACAGGUUAAAAUUGCGUCUAGCCAUCCAGGAAAUGGUAUCAUUAACCAGUCCAUCAGCACCUCCAACUUCACGAACGACUUUAGCUUAUGGGGACAUGAAUCACGAGUGGAUCGGCAAUGAGUGGCUUCCCAGUUUAGGUCUGCCUCAAUACCGCAGCUACUUUAUGGAAUGUCUUGUUGAUGCUCGAAUGCUGGACCACUUGACAAAAAAGGAUCUUCGGGGGCAGCUUAAAAUGGUCGAUAGCUUCCACAGAAAAAGUCUACAUUGUGGAAUAAUGGCUUUAAAAAGACUGAAUUAUGACCGCAAGGAGCUGGAACGAAGACGUGAAGAAGGACAACAUGAAAUUAAAGAUGUUAUGGUGUGGACUAAUGAGCGAGUGAUACGUUGGGUUCAGUCAAUUGGACUUAAGGAAUAUGCAAAUAAUCUUUUAGAAAUUGGAGUUCACGGUGGACUUAUUGCACUAGAUGAACUUUUUGAUUACAAUGCACUGGCUCUUUUGUUACAGAUACCAACACAGAAUACACAGGCCCGUCAGUCACUGGAAAGAGAAUUUAACAACCUCUUGGCUGUAGGAACAGACCGGAGACUAGAUGAUGAGGAUGAAAAAGGUUUCAGGCGAGCUCCUUCCUGGAGAAAGAAGUUCCGACCAAAGGAUGUAAGGGGUUUGACACCUGGAUCAGCAGAGACACUACCUGCUAAUUUUAGAGUUACCUCAACAAUAUCUUCACCCUCCAUGCAGCCAAAGAAGAUGCAAACAGAUGGCAGUGUUUCUGGAGAGCAAAGAAUGGAUUCUGCCACUGUACGAACUUAUUCGUGUUAAUUUUGGCUCACUUACUCUAUUUCAACAGAUGACUGCACAGUAAAGCCUUCAUACAUGAAUUGUAUGUCACGUCAAUUGGUGCAAAACCCAGGAUAUCAGUAAUGUAGCAAUAUUUCUAACUUGGACUUAAUAUUUUGCUACAGAAAUUUUAAUUAGUUGAACCACAAGUCAUGAGUAUCCUAGAUAUAAAUUUUAGAAUAACUGUUUCUUAUAUUUAUGUAAACCUGUUUCGAUAUUGAUUUAUUGUAGAUCUAGCUUUAAUUGUGUACACCUGCUAAAGGCACAUUUUAUAAUGUAUAAUUCUUUCUUACAUCAAUUUUCUUUACUCUUAAUCGUGUUAUUUUUCAAGGAAAUGUACCAUAUGUCUGUACGUAUUCAUCCCUAUGAAUACCAUGGGGGUUUUGUAAAUCAUUAUGUAAUUACUACAGAUAUGCAGAUUUUUUUUUUAUAAAGUUGAAGACAAUAAAAUGUUAUGGCAUUUUCAUGCUGUUUUUCAAAGAGAAACUGCAUGCUGACAGCACUAGGUUUGUUGAUGUUGUAGUUAGUUCCAAGUCUGUAAUUAAAUCCUUUUUAAACCACCUGUUCUAAUUUUUAAAACUGUAAAUGCUUAUCCUUUUUUUGCAGUAUGGUUCCUAAUGUGUAGAUGGAUAUAAGAGAGAAAGCCAUAUAUAUAGGAAUAUUAAGGAUAAAGUGGAACUGAAUGCAAGCAAAGACCUGUCACAGUAUUUCCUCCCUUUGCUCUUGGGAAAAGGCUGGUGUAACUUUUCAAUGGACCAAUAUUACUUGCUGGUGUCAACUGGGAUGAAAAGGGAGGACAGGUCUAUUCAAUUUAUUGUAUACGAAGCGGGGUACUUUUUAAAAAUGAGAUGAAAGCCUUAUUUAUUUUUCAUGGACUAUGGUUCACUGUUUUUGCAGCCCUUUCCUAAUCUAGAUACUGUGCAUUUUAUUUUGAGAGAUGACCCUUCAGUAGUAGACCGAGAAAAUGUUGUCUUGGAUAUAUCAAUGAGACUGUUCAGUAUUUUUGAAAAAAAUAUCGUUCAACAUCUCAGCUACAGUUUCAUUGGUAUGGUGAGCUAUGUAUUGUGUACCUACACAUUGUAACUGUCCUAAAGCUACUUGGAUUGGUCAGUUUUUGAUGUUUGUUGGCCUGAAUCAUGUACUGUCAUUUGUCCAACAUUCAGUUGCUGUCUGAGAUUUUCCUCUGCUGCCUUGUAACAAAUUAUGUACAGUCUAUACAGUAUGUUGAACUAUUUUUAUCACAGUAUUUAUUGCUUUCUUUCAAUAAAAUUCUUAAACUUUUAUUUUCCACUGCCAAUAAACAAAGUAAACUGCUUAUUCAA